Molecule: messenger RNA, 1936 nt
Organism: Trametes versicolor FP-101664 SS1
Lineage: Eukaryota; Fungi; Basidiomycota; Agaricomycetes; Polyporales; Polyporaceae
Exons: 3
Coding region: 175-1782 (535 amino acids)
Source: RefSeq, a predicted model, not a curated record
GGCAACUUCGCGACAGCUCACUCUCCUUGACACGCCACCACCACCAGUCCCCCUGAGUCUUGUCUGUGCUUUCUUGAACGUGAAAGCUUAGAUACUGUGAGCCACCGAAGCGAGGGAAUAAACCCACGCACGACCGCAUCAUCUCCCCCUCGUUCCCAACCACUUCAAGCACUCAUGAACGCAGCUCAGCCAGUUCUUACUCCUCAGGAGAAAGUUCCCGUAGAGAUCUGGCUCGAGAUACUCGCGCUGGUGCCCGCGACGGCGGACCUCCAUAGUUUGAGCGUCGCCAGCCGCAAAUUCUACGACCUCACCGUCCGCGCAUUGCACCGCAACAUCGUAUGGCUCGAUCCGGCGCACGCAGCUCGCAGCCUCCCGGUAUGGGAUACCUAUCCGGGCAUGGACCUUGCGGUCCGCUCACUCGAGCUCGGGGUAUCCGCCGUGCUGCCCGGCAUGUCCUCUACUCUGAUCGGACUCGACGGACAGCCCGAGGCCGAGCCGGUGCGCCGCCCACACCUGCUCGAGGAUGGCAUUCUCCUGCAGCAUACCGUCCGGUACCACGGCAUGUGUAGCCAGUCGACGGCCGGAUUUGCAUCCCCUGCGCUGCACGACGCCAUGUUCGCGCGCAUCGGCACGUUCAAGAACAUCUCCACGCUCGCAUUCACCGACAUGAUCAUCACCAACACGCACUUCGCGCUCAUCCACAGCCUCCCCCAGCUCCGCGCCCUGCGCCUCGACCUCUGCCUCUUCCGCGAGGGCCGCGGCGGCCCGCCCCUCACGUUCAACCACGCAGACCUGCCGCUCACCGAGCUCACGAUCACCAACCUGCGCCGCCAGAUCUCGGCGAUGGUGCUCGCGCAGGUGCACUUCGACGAGCACUCCGGGAACCUCACGACGGUGCUCGCGCUGUGCACCGCGCGCACGCUCCGCACGCUCACCGUCGACGCGAGCGCGGACGUGUUCCGGCUGAUCUACAACGCGUGGAACGCGGACGCGCGGGGGUGGGCGAUCCCCCCACAGCUCGCGCACGUCUUCGUCGUGCGCCGCCGCUCCGCGCGCGGGGAGGCGCAGCCGGUGUACCUCGGGGAGGAGGCGUUCCCGCACACGGACCUGUACCACUUUGCAGUUCGGGCGCUGAGUCUGCGCACGCUGUCGACGCCGAUCUUCGUGCCCCCGAACACGACCAUCGCCCCCGAGGCGCUGCCGUUGGGGCUGGAGCGGUUCGCGGCCCCGGUGGAGACGGCGUCGGCGGUCGCGGCGGCGCGGGAUGUGCAGGCGCUGGGCGUGCUGAAGUGUGCGCUGGACGGGAGGGAUGCGAUUCAGGCGCUCGAGAGCGUGGCGGCCUCCCGGCCGGGGCUGAAGAUGCUCAUGCUGGAGCUGCGGGGGUGGGAUGAGGAAGUGUUGUCUGCGGUCGUGAAGCUGUUCAAGGAGCUCCGGCGCCUCAAGAUCGUGUACGAGGGCACCGACGGUCCGAGCGAGGACUUCUUGGUCACACUCGGUCCCGAGUUCCUGUCCAGGAUGUCGCACCUGCACACGCUGCAGAUCUACGCGCAGCCGGAGCUGGUGGGCACCAAGGCGAACCACCCGGCGUACCUGUACGACUGCUCGUUCGAGUCGAUCGAGGAGGAGCUUGCGAACCUGGUGAUACCGUACAACAGGUACUGUCCGACCCUCCGGAAAGUGCAGUUCCUCACUGGGUACGUUGUCGCCCGCACGUGGGACGGGGCUGGGUGGGCGGUUGAGCGGCUGCGUCGGCUGGAGGUGAAGGACGACCUCAGCUUCUGAAGUUCAUAGCAUAUCCUUCGGGGUACUAAAAAGUAGCAACAGCUGUCUUGUUGUGCUAGUUUGUCGUAUACUUGUGCUCCUGUGUACGCGUUCAGUAGUACGUAUAGCAUCGCUUAUACUUGGCGCUUUCCUAUACGCGCUAGCCGCCUUCAAA